Messenger RNA from Capsicum annuum, 2477 nucleotides. Its product is annotated as protein trichome birefringence-like 10. Bases 479 to 1840 code for a protein of 453 amino acids. Gene Ontology annotation, cellular component: Golgi apparatus. The record is from RefSeq and is a predicted model, not a curated record. Gene Ontology annotation, molecular function: O-acetyltransferase activity. The transcript has 4 exons. NCBI's taxonomy places the organism in Eukaryota, Viridiplantae, Streptophyta, Magnoliopsida, Solanales, Solanaceae.
GAAAAUAUGAUGAGAGAAAAAUCUACCCAAAAAACACUUACAUUAAGCAAUAGCCAAAUGCAAUGAGGAAGAAUAAAAUUCAGGUUCUAGCUAUGGACACAGUUAUCUAUUUUUUUUAAAAAGAACAAAAUCCUUUUUUUUUUUUUUGGUAAAUACCAGUUUCUUUGCAGUUCUUUUGUUUGAAUGUUUGUCUCUUCUUUAUAUUGACCCGACGCCUCAUCAUUAUCAACAUUUCCCAACCUCUGUCCACUCUCACCCCCUACAUUUCUGUGCUCUAACUCAAAAGCUGCUCUAUCAACACCUUCCCAUUCAACAGAUAUGGGAAAAAAAAUAGUAGUUGCACUAAAGUACACGUGUCUUUAUUGAUUUUAACUGCACUUUCUUGAGUUCUACUUAUCUGUGGGCGGGGGGAGAGGGUGUGUGUGUGUUCAUUUUCUUGAGUUGUGUUGUAGUUUUUCUGUACUGAUCAAAAGCAGAGAUGAGUGGAAACCACUUUGAUCUUUUCAAGAAAUUCAAGCGUUUGAAGCCUUAUGAACCAUCAGUAGCAUUUAUUGGCUUCUUGUUUUUCAUUUGUUGUUUAUACUUGUUUGUUUUCUUGUUGGAUUAUAGAACAGUUAAUAAUGAUACUGGUUUUCACUUGCGUGGGCCUUCUUUUUUUGUUAACUGGUUUGGCCUUAAUGAUGCUUCUUCUUCUUCUUCUUUGGUUGUGAAAAAUGAAAAAGUGGGGUUUCUUGAAAAUGAUUGUUCAUGUGAUAUAUUUGAUGGGAAUUGGGUGUGGGAUGAGACCUAUCCACUUUAUCAAUCAAAAGAUUGUAUGUUCUUGGAUGAAGGAUUUCGCUGUUCUGAGAAUGGUAGGCCUGAUAACUUCUAUACCAAAUGGCGUUGGCAGCCUAAAGAUUGCAACUUGCCCAGAUUUGAUGCAAAACAUAUGCUAGCAAAGCUGAGGAAUCGACGUGUAGUGUUUGUUGGAGAUUCAAUAGGAAGAAACCAGUGGGAGUCUCUUCUCUGCUUGUUGUCUUCUGCAGUUUCUGAUAACAGUUCUAUAUAUGAAGUUAAUGGUAGUCCAAUUACAAAGCACACUGGUUCUUUAGUAUUUAAGUUCAAGGAUUACAACUGCACAGUUGAGUACUAUCGAGCGCCAUUCUUAGUGCUGCAGAGUCGUCCGCCUGCUGGGGCUCCUAGAAAUGUUAAGAUGACCUUGAAGUUGGAUCAGAUGGAUUGGAGCUCUGUUAAGUGGAGAGGUGCAGAUUUAUUGGUUUUCAACAGUGGUCACUGGUGGAAUUUUGAGAAAACUAUUAGAGGGGGAUGCUACUUCCAAGAAGGCAGAAAGGUCAACAUGACGAUGAAUGUGGAGACAGCAUUUCAGAAGUCAAUUGUAACACUGAUUGAUUGGAUAGGUCGAGAAGUGAACAUGUCCAAGACUAAAGUCUUCUUUCGUACUUAUGCUCCUGUACACUUCAGAGGUGGAGACUGGAAGACUGGCGGUAGCUGUCACCUGGAGACAUUACCCGACUUAGGAUCAUCCCAAGAGUCAUUGAAGAACUCGUUUGAAUAUAAGACAAUCUUUCAGGUCCUCUCGCAGCUCUCUAACAAUUCAAAGGCUAGGAAUAUUGGUUUACUGAACAUAACAGGAAUGACAUCUCAUAGAAAAGAUGGUCACUUGUCUUUGUAUUAUUUAGGCCCUAAUGUGGGUCCAGUUCCUCUCCACAAGCAAGACUGCAGCCACUGGUGUCUCCCCGGUGUCCCUGAUUCAUGGAACGAGCUUCUCUAUGCAAUCCUCCUCAAACAGGAGUUAGCUCAGGAAAAAAUCUUGGAUUCCACUUCUCAAUCCUCAGAAUGACAGGCAGACAGGUCAUCUCAGCCAUGUCAACAUGUUUCCUCCAAGAUUGGUGCAUCUAGUCUAAAAUAUAAGGCAAACUGAUUUCUUUUGAGCUAACGGAUUUGCUUAUCCUGGUACUCUUGCAGCUCAUAACCAUUAUUUUCCUAGAUCAAUUUUUGAAGUACAAAAAAGGUAUUCUCACAAUUGUUUUCCUGGGCCAUUUUUAGUCACUGAGCACUCAGGAGUGAAAUAUAGGUCUUCAGUUCACGAAUAUGUUGAAACUAUAAAGAGCAUCGUGAACAUUAUAGAUGCAGAGACCUUAUCCAUUUUGACAAAUUCAGUGUGUAAAUACUGAUCCUCUUUGAUAGUACAUAACAACAAUUAUACCUCUUAUCUCAAGCAAGUUGGAGUCGGCUCUAUGAAGGAUGAGGAAAAUAUUGCGACAGUGCUAUCCAUUUCUUCACCAUGUAUGAUGUUUGUUUCAAUUGCAAUGAUAACUGUAUAGACAAAAGUGGAACUGGUGUUAGAGGUGGUUUUUCAAUUGAUUAAAUAUUCAAUUUAUGAACAUAUAAUAGAGGGUUAAGAGUUGGAACAAAUUUACUCCUUAACCAGUUAUAAUGUAUUAAUGUUAAUAAAAUCGUCUUUUUCAUUAUUUUUC